Vitrella brassicaformis is the source of this 2032-nucleotide messenger RNA. The record is from the annotation of a GenBank genome assembly. Lineage: Eukaryota; Vitrellaceae.
UGUAGCUAGCAGUGAGUGCACUUAUGGAAUGGACGUCACACACAGUUGUGUCGAUGUAUGUGUGUGUAUGUGUGGAGACACGUAAGCUUCAAGUGUGUCGGUCCGAAACGUCAACUCAAUCGCCCACUCACCGCUAAGCCACCCACCCCCACCCAGCUAGCUAUUCUACUGCAGCACGCCAGCCACCUCGCCUGAGGGAAAACAAUAUGGACGUGAAAACCCGUCAUAAAGGCAGACAUGCAGCCUCUCAUAAAUGUGUGCGUCUGUCUACCCCUCCGCCCUCUCCCCCCCACUAUCACCCUCCAGCUGGCCGACCCCCUUCCCCUCUCCGCCGCCAUCGCUGUCUCCAUCGCUACCGAUGUCAUCAUCCUCCCCCACAUUCGUCUCCACCUCGUCGGCCUGCACCACCUGGAUCACACCCGCCUGCAUCAAGGCCUCCAAUCGCUGUGCGUCGACGCGAGUAGGGAAGUGGCUUAUGAGACACACGAUCGCCUGAAUGAAUGAAGGGCACACUGACAGUAGUAUCCCCGCUACACGUGGGGCUACCUGUAGUGCGACUCCCAUGUCAUUGUGUGUUUGCAGCGCCGCCAUUUUGUCCACACCGCCCGCCUGCGUGAAACGUAAUAGAGGACAGCCGUGUAAAUGGUGGUGUCCACUAUCCAAUCAUUCUCUCUCUCGCCCUCUGACCUGUUCUAUCAGCGUGCAGUAGGGGGUGUCGGGGAGGCCCUCCUGCUUCUGACGACCCGCUCUGCACACACAAAAGCAGCACACGUCGGGUAUCACACACGCGGCAGCUUGUUGACCUACCUUAGUAUCUUGUCCAGCAACCAGAGCAUGGCUGUAAGUCGAUUGUCAUUCUCGCCGUCGAGCAGGUAACAGAGGGGCUGGAUGCCGCCGCACUCGACCACAUGCUCAACCUGCAUUGCACGAUUGAACGAGGAAUGCACACACACACAGGCCCGUGAGUGUGGGGCUGUCAGCGGUCAGCGGAGGCACCUGUCGCUGCAAACCUCCUCGGACUAUAUUUCCGAUGAUCUUCACUGCAAUCUCCUUCAAGUCGGGAUCGGUCUCCUCGCCGGCCGCCAGGUCGACCAGCAGCGGCACCAGGUCAGCAUCGAUGAUCGCCUGGAAGUGGGCAGUGCUACCUGUAUCCAAGCAAUCCGCACACAACCACGGCCCCACACGUGACGUCGUCGGAAUCAGGGAGUGUGUGUGAUGAUUCUCUCUUACCUUCACCGAUGAAUUGCACUAUCAGGCACCCCAUGACAGUGAAGUCGUCAUCGGCCAUCUCCAGCAGUGUCUUAAUCGAAGUCACGGCGCCACACUCCACCAACGCGUCACGGUCAGCAACCGUACCUGAGACGGUGGGCAGGCAGGACAAAGCCGACCCUGCAUCUCAGGACAUUCUCUCAGGCACUCAGGUGUACUGACCGUCUUUCUCGGCGCACCAGCCGGCGAAGUCCGCUAAGGCCACUCGUGCGGGCUCCAGCACACACUCAUCCUGCUGAGGUGCGGCGAUCAGGUUGAUCAGCAGCGGCAGGAAGGGGGCAAACUCGGCCAGAGGAGCAGGAAGGGGCGCAUUCUCGGAGACAAUCCACAGAUUGCGCAGCAGGUGGGCACUCACGGUCAGCAUGGCGGCGUUGCUGCUCUCACGCAUCACCUUCAGCAGCGGCUCCAGGAUGCCCGCCGCCACCACGACAUCGCGACGGGCCGCCGAUCCGGCCGUGACGUUGCACAGCGUCGCUAUGCCCCUUCCAUGCACAUCGUCAUCGGGUGACGACAGGAGCUGCACGAGGGGCGGGACCGCACCCGCAUUGACCACCGCAUCGCCAUUCUGAAUCGCCAGCACGCUGAGGGCCUGUCCUGCUGCGGCCUGCAAAUCUUCGCACUCACUCAGCUGCUCCACCAACAGCGGCACCACACCGAUGUCCACAGUCUUCUGCCCGAUGCCCUCUAUAUGCUCGAUGAACAGCAGCCCGGCGAGCUGCCGCACGGCCUCAGUCCGAACCUGCGGAUCACUGGCCGACGCCAU